Messenger RNA from Loa loa (African eye worm), 585 nucleotides. RefSeq names its product collagen alpha-5(IV) chain. NCBI's taxonomy places the organism in Eukaryota, Metazoa, Nematoda, Chromadorea, Rhabditida, Onchocercidae. The record is from RefSeq and is a predicted model, not a curated record. The transcript is spliced from 4 exons. Bases 1 to 585 code for a protein of 194 amino acids.
AUGGGAGAACCUGGACUACCUGGCCAACCUGGUAUUGAUGGCGAAAAUGGUCUGGAUGGUCAACCAGGACGAAAUGGAAUACCUGGAGAAAAUUCUGAACAAGAUUAUUCAUCGCAAAUAAUGGAACCAUGCAUCAACGAAUGUGUACCAGGACCUCCUGGUCCAGCAGGACUUCCCGGUGAUAAAGGUCCCAGAGGAUAUGCGGGUGAAACAGGUGAACCAGGAAUCCCAGGAAAACCUGGAAAAAAAGGAUUACCAGGAAAACAAGGACCAAAAGGUCCAUCAGGAAUAAUAGGACGAAGAGGAAAUAAAGGAGAAGCGGGAAAACUUGUAUCUAGUAUAGGAUUACCUGGAUCACCUGGUCGUCCCGGUGAAAUGGGACCGCCAGGAAUAUCAGGACCACCUGGUGAAAAAGGACAACCUGGAGAAGAGGGUGUAAUGGGAGCACCAGGUGAUGAAGGUAGUGCAGGUUCAUAUGGAAAGCCAGGAAUACCCGGUGCACCAGGACCAAUUGGAGAAGCAGGCGCAAAUGGUAGUUGUGAUCAUUGUCCAAAACCACGAUUACCACCUGGUUAUUAUUUAUAA